This is a messenger RNA of Culex pipiens pallens (northern house mosquito), 3912 nucleotides long. RefSeq lists its product as uncharacterized. The coding region runs from base 1229 to 3571 and encodes 780 amino acids. Lineage: Eukaryota; Metazoa; Arthropoda; Insecta; Diptera; Culicidae. The transcript is spliced from 6 exons. The record is from RefSeq and is a predicted model, not a curated record.
GACGGCUCAGUCGAGCUUUGAACUUCUACCUGUGCGCACAGUCUUUGGCCGUUGACGGCGCCGACCGGAUUCGUCAACCGGGGUGUAGACAACGCAGAAAGUCAGUUUUGUGUCAGCCGCGGAAUGGUCCAUAGAGACUUGAACGCGUGAUUGAAAUAUUUCGUUGACUGGUUGCAUUCGCGAGAAGGUGGCAGUUUAGGGUUUGAAAUUUCUUGCUAGAGAAGAAGCACUACAUCAAGUUGGUUUAUCCUUUACUGAGUGUACAGAGCAGACGUGAAUUGAAAAGUGAGCAAAGCUGUUCAAUUUAUGAAUCUCGUUGGCUACGAUAGAAAAUACAGCGAUCUAUAUCUGGAAGGCUUUCCAUGUUCAAAAGAUUCAAACAAAAUGUGCAGCUUAACAUAACAGCUGCAUUUGAGGCAAGGGUGCCGAAAUCGUAGUCAAAAAGGUUUUAACGUUGAAAGUGAUGUGCUGAUUGUAAAAUCGAAAAGUUCAAAUAGUAGUGAUUAAAACACGAGAAAAAUAAAAUAAAAUUAAAUACUCAAUUAGCAUUUGGCAAGAAGCAAACGUGCACGAAACGUUCCCCGAACAGGCUGGAACAGGCCAAGUACGGAGAUAACGAGAAGAGAAAAGCUGGCAUUAAAACACCCUUUUCUUCACACCACUUCUCCGCGCGGAUCGUCGUAAACCGGGGCGACAACUUUCCGGGACACCCGCAGAUCGUCGCCACGUUUGAAACCUUUGGAACAUUUGUGCUAGUGUUGCUGCUGCGUCUGUCUGCACAGUUGCUGCCACGGAAAAGUAGAAGCAUUUUACAACAAUUAUUCUCGUGAAAACAAACGAAGAUUAAAACGCAAAGCAAAAAGAAGAAAAGUCGAAGACGGUGUUGAAGCAUAUCAAACGAUAACAGAGGUGCGAGAGGAGUAGUUAAAAGAGAAGGAAAAAAAUAUCGCGAGAAGCGGAAUUGAAAGUCAACCAGACGCGAAAAGAAACGACCGCGACAGGAAGAGAAAAUUAAAAGCAGAGAAAACUUUAACUAAAGGAGAAAAAGAAAAGAAAAAUGCUCUGAUGAAGAAAACGUGCUAGAUUGUUUCGUGUGCAGAUGGCAAACCAAGUGUGGCACCUGUCCUGAGAUUUCUACCAUGCUCUUCUAAAACCAUUGUCAUAGUUACACAAAAAGGUCAUUCAUUAACAAUCUUCGUGUCCUCAAGCUUAUGCAACGUGGAAAUGCAUGAUUGAGCUCAACAGUCCUCGACGCCCCGUUUAUCACCAUUGCACAUCCACCCGUGUCCACCACAUUCGAGGGCGAAACAAUUGUCCUGGAAAGCUGCACCCACCCGAUUCCACCGUGUCGCAGUACAGGCCAGUUACGGACAUAUCACGCUUAUCAUCCCCAUCACCACCACCACCCACGCUACCGAACGAAAAUGUGAUAGUGCCACAAGCGGCGAGCUUUAGCCAGCAGAUCGCAAAUUACUUCCUGCGCAUUCGUCGUCGAACGACGCAAGUUGUUCACAGCCAGGACAGUCAUCCUCACGUGCUUCCUCCCGAGCCGCAACCGCCGGAAGGGACCACCAACUGCUCCCCCGGAAGCAUGGCCGCCACGGAUGGUCAGAUCAUACUGGCCGCGUCCCGCUUCGGCGAGGCACAGCCAGUUUAUCUGAAAGAUUUCGCCAAGACCGAUUUGCCCGCGGUGGGAAAGAUCGUCAAAGGCCAGUACUACAAUCUGGGCGUUCCGACCCUCUCGAAUCCCUCUCUUCAAAGUACGGCUUUGUUUCUGAACGCUGGCAAAAAGUACCAAAUUCUAGCCCAACCCAUCAAGAUCAAGGAAGGACGGAAGAGCACCAACGUUGGUCCAAAGGUUCUCAUACCGGAGACGUACCCGGGCUUUUUCGAGCUACUCAGCGAAGAUGGGCGUUCUACGCGUUGCAUCGAAUCUGUGCUGGAAUUGUCGAAGCGACGGAACUUUCGCGUCCUGGUGCGUGAAACCGUUCGAUGUAACCACAACAGUAAAUCGCUGCACGCGGGCGAAAUCCUCACCACGAUCUCAGACAACGGCAAGUAUCUGCAGUGCAAGACGUCCAAGGACGAAGUCGUCAAUUUGCCAUUAGAAGCCAAAGCCAAAUUUUCACCUAUUGCUAAAGAGGAUAGUAUUAGUGGUGUACAUACAGUCAGCAAUCUGUUGCAGAAACGAAUGCCAGUAACUGUUAGGUUAGUUCACGGAACGGCACCUAAAGGAUUAAAGCAACCGUUUGUCCCGGAGCUGCGUCUGCUGGGUUGCGUUGAAGUAGAUCGAAUAUUUGCCCUCCCACUGCAAAAGGACAUGGAUUUGAUUUCGGUGCCUUUGAACGCUAAAAUAAAAAUCCAACGUGCGAAGAAUAUGGACCAGUUGGAUCAUUUUAUCGAGUAUUCUCGAUUUCUUGAUAAGGCGCAACGUCUGCUGGUAGACGCCCGUGAUCGGUUGCAAAUUAUCGAUCUUAAGCUGGGUGAGAAGGAGAAGAAAGAAACCGCUAAGCAUUCUAGCAACAAAAAGGUGUCAUCAACCAUUUCCGGCCUAACCGCCAAUGGGUAUGUUUUGACGAAAAGCAACAGCUGUGAUUCGAGUCGUUAUUCGCCGCCACCGUGCGGAGGCAGUCAGAAUGGUUCGAUUGCGGACGAGUACGACGAGAUCGAUCAGAUCUACGACUACGUACGAGGUCUUGCGCCAUUACCGAAAAACCUUAACAAAUUUGAAGCGAUUGUGGAGCCCGUAUCAACGCCAAGUUUUACACCGGUGGCUACUCAUCAACACAACCUCAAGACCGUUGAAAACAUGAAAACUAAUAGCAAUAGCAUCAACAACAAUUACAGUCACUACGAUACAGGCAACUAUUCGAACAUCAUUAAACAAAACUGCAGCAGUAUGAUGAAUGGCAACAGCUUGGAAUCGACGAAGCAUAGUGUCGUUACAGCGGCAGCUGCAGCGGCGGCAAACGCAGCCAACAACAACCACAUUAUGGUGCACAAGGAAGAGCACAAACCAAUACCUCCGCCGAUCGAGACGAUUCCGGGCAAAAAGUUGCCUGAAAAGCGCCAACGACCGACGUUGCCGAAACUGUACUUCAAGAAUAAUCUCGGAGUGCACCAAAAAAGUCCCACAUCCGCGGCGGUCAGUCCCAUGGGAGGUCCCCCGUCCUGCCAUCCUCCACACAUCAUUGGAACACCCAAGGAAAUUGUGGUCGAGCCACAGAGUCCGUUGUUUCACAUCAGAUACAAGAGCCUUAGCUCACUACAGCUGGCCCAAGAUUCACAUCCGCCAACGCCGAUCUCACCUUCCCCGAAAGGAACGCAGGAAAAGAACCACAUGCUCUCGAAGUCCGCCAGCACAGGUCGCGAAGGAACGCUGGAUUCAUCUCGAAGUGGCGGCCGCACCUCCGGGGACUCAAAGCUACCCGAAAAAAAGACACGCCGGCUUAGUCGACCGCGCAGCCUUUCCAACCUGGUGUGGGACCUGCGUCCGCACAAGUCCGAAAAAUCCAAAAAGAAGCUCUAUUUGCAUCAGUUUGACCGGCAGCAGGGUACACUGUAUCUUUAAAAAUUCCAGGUUGGAUCGUUAAGCAAUUGUCUCACAAAUUGGUAAUCGUUCUAUGAUGAUCAUUCAGUCAACAGCGGAAAUAACUGAUGCAUCUUCUGUUUCAGCUACAAAGAUUUCGUCAAUAAUUUUAGUCAGCAGCACGAACAACUCGAGCGACUCUAAAAUGAAAAACCCAAGUUUAACUGCUUCCAUUCCAGUGAAUUUGCGCACGGAAACCUCUGCACACCUCUUCUUCAUGUGAUGUGAACCACCGUAGUGGAUAAAAUCGUAGAUCAUACUGACCUGUAAUCCGGAAGUAGCCGACAAAAUCAACAAAAAGUAGUUAACUAAUCACUAGCUGU